AUGGAAUUGAUGGCCGCCUCUUUUAUAUUUCUCUACUUACAAGGCAAGCCCCAGAAAUUUCCCCAGAGGAAGAGAACCAUCUUCACGGACGAUCAGCUAAAAGCUUUGAAUUCCAUGUUCAGCAGGAACCCGUACCCAGACCACCACCAAAAGAAAGAAAUGGCUGCAAAAAUGAACAUGGACCCAAUGGUGCUACAGGUGUGGUUCAAGAACCACCGGGCAAAACUAAAGAAAUUAAACUGUGGCAUCUAUGCAGCCCGGCCCCAGCUCUUCCCCAGGGAGGUGGCCAAGGUCAGCGCCAAGGUCAGCCCUGGGAAGACUGAGGUGGUGGAGAGAUUGUCACCUUCCUCACCAACCACACCGCCCACGCCACCGCCGCCACCACCACCCACGCCACCCAUGCUACCCACGUCCGAUGCCCUGCAUGCCGCCCUCGGGCCAGCUCUGGUCUACACCCAUGGUGCCACACCCGCGUACCAGCUCCGAGUGUGCCCCAUGCACGAGGGCCAUCAUGGGGGUCACAGGGUCGUCCACUUCGGCUGCUGUGAGGACUCCUCCAUCUACUGCCUCCACCCCAUCUCCACGUCCCCCAACACCUACCCCAGCCGCCUGCCUGCCCCCCGGCCCUGCGGGGAGGGGAGAAGGCAAGAAAAAUCUCAGGAGGGCCUGGAGGUCACUGUGUCCCUGGGGCUGCGGGCAACUCCUACCCCUGCCGGCUGGCCUUCGGUAGAAGAUCGGAGUUGGCGUCCUCCAACCUACCGUGGACUCUCCCGACCUGUGGCACUCAAACUGUGGGGGCACUUUUUUCUCUCCGGUAAUAAAAAAAAGUGCCGCUACUUUUUGAGUGCCACCGAUCUGGGCAAGUGCGACGCGACCACGUGCACGGCGUCUGGUUAG
Messenger RNA from Dipodomys ordii (Ord's kangaroo rat), 897 nucleotides. RefSeq names its product divergent-paired related homeobox (gene Dprx). The record is from RefSeq and is a predicted model, not a curated record. NCBI's taxonomy places the organism in Eukaryota, Metazoa, Chordata, Mammalia, Rodentia, Heteromyidae. Gene Ontology annotation, molecular function: DNA-binding transcription factor activity, RNA polymerase II-specific; RNA polymerase II cis-regulatory region sequence-specific DNA binding. The coding region runs from base 1 to 897 and encodes 298 amino acids. Gene Ontology annotation, biological process: regulation of transcription by RNA polymerase II. Gene Ontology annotation, cellular component: nucleus. The transcript has 4 exons.